GGCAAACAUACAACCUGAUACACGAUACACUACAAACUAAUGGGACAUGUGAAUUGACCAUAGGAAAAUAAAGACGAAAAAGAAAAACGUAUCGAAUCCUGUAGACAACAUGUUAUACAGCAGAGAGCAGAGUGCAUCAAUAUGUGGGGUGGGUCCCGCAUCCAGAAGUUUGUUUACAUUUUCCCAAUUUGGCAAUCAUGUACAAGUCCGUGCUUGUUAUGAACUAAUAACCUCAGCCAUUGACAUGAGAGGUACGAAAAAGAACUGGAGCCUGCUGCCUGCAUUUUUAGUCUUAUUGUGGUGUGAUCUAGUUGCUGUAGCUAGCUUGCUUGUUAGUGAUCUAUUUACUUUUGUUGUUAUCAUAUCCAAUAAAUUCUCUCACCGUUUAUUGCGUUGCGACACUACUGUAUGCACGCGUUUGUCGUACUUGUCCUUUUUGGAUCUGCCGGACUCGAUUGUUUACAUGUUUAUGUUUAUGUUCAUUUUCAUAUUCGGCUGCGGCAAAUUCUCGUCGACGAAUCAGAAUAACUGGAUGCUUUGGUUUGUUUUUGUACGGACUUGACCUCGCUGGGUAAUUGACACCGCCGGCGAUUGUUUAUUUACUUCUCGAAUCGCUCUCGGCAACACAACUUGAGAACUCUCUCGACAACAACUCUCUUA
Molecule: messenger RNA, 660 nt
Organism: Talaromyces proteolyticus
Lineage: Eukaryota; Fungi; Ascomycota; Eurotiomycetes; Eurotiales; Trichocomaceae
Exons: 1
Coding region: 110-562 (150 amino acids)
Source: RefSeq, a predicted model, not a curated record